Messenger RNA from Penicillium verhagenii, 411 nucleotides. RefSeq lists its product as uncharacterized. The record is from RefSeq and is a predicted model, not a curated record. The transcript has a single exon. The coding region runs from base 1 to 411 and encodes 136 amino acids. NCBI's taxonomy places the organism in Eukaryota, Fungi, Ascomycota, Eurotiomycetes, Eurotiales, Aspergillaceae.
AUGUCCGAUUCAGCGGGCGACGACAGCGACUCCACAGUCAUGCCUGAUAUCAUUAAGAAAUGCCAAGGGGAUAAACUACCGAGAACAUAUGGCGCCUUCAAACAAACCAAGCCAACACUCCAAAGGGAGGAUGACUUUAUUUCCUGGAGAACAUUGGUGCAUAAUACACUGAAGAAACACCACCUCAAGGCACUCAUAGACUAUAACCUGCCUCGACCCGGAAGAGAUGACCCUAACUGGCUCCCUUGGUUCAAAUUAUCCAUUGAAGUAGGCUGUUGGUUGCUAUUCAGCAUCUCAGCUGCCCUGUGGGUGAAGAUUAAUCCCCAUGGCCGAGUGAUGCUGGCCGAUGAAGUCUAUGAAGCCAUUUGCGAAGAACAUGAAAUCUACGGAGACAUGACCGAGCACGAAUGA